Wallemia mellicola CBS 633.66 is the source of this 1115-nucleotide messenger RNA. RefSeq lists its product as hypothetical. The record is from RefSeq and is a predicted model, not a curated record. Bases 18 to 1040 code for a protein of 340 amino acids. NCBI's taxonomy places the organism in Eukaryota, Fungi, Basidiomycota, Wallemiomycetes, Wallemiales, Wallemiaceae. Gene Ontology annotation, cellular component: nucleolus; chromatin. Gene Ontology annotation, molecular function: peptidyl-prolyl cis-trans isomerase activity; macrolide binding. The transcript has 2 exons.
GUCUAUAAACUACCACUAUGUCAACAACAUUGGGUAUUUGGUCACAAAAGUUACUUCCAAACUCACCUUCAGUAUUGGAGAUUGACGAGGAUAUCAGAAUUACAAACGUCGCUUUGUCUGAGAACCCAAAGUCAAAGACGAGAUCUGUUGUAAAACUUCUCUACGAACCACAAGACAGUGGAAGCGAAAGUGAUGACGAAGAGAAAGAAGCUGACAAGCCUACUCAAGAGGCUGUCUUAUGCUCACUCAUUCCAGGUCAAGUUGAACAAGUCUCUGUCGAUUUAACACUCACAGCAAACGACUUGGUAUCUAUCUCAGUCACAGGUAACAAUGAAGUUCAUUUGUUGGGUAACAUCGUCACUCCAAACCUUCCUUACCCUGAAGACAAUGAAUCAGACGAAGAAGAUGAAUCUGAUAUGGAUGAGGAUGAAAUGAGAGCACUCUAUGGUCCAGAUAUGGAUUUAGAUGACGAGGAAGAAUCUGACGAAGAGGAUGGUCCAAAGAUUGAGGAACUCCCAGAUCAACCAAUUGCCAAACCUUCAAAGAAGCGCGCUGCAGAGGAAGAAGCACCAGCCAAGCCAUCAAAGAAGGACAAGAAGGAAACUGCUGCUGCCGCCGCCAAGAAGGAAGAACCAAAGAAGGCUGAAAAGAAGCCAGAGCCAAAGAAAGACACCCGCGUUACCCUCCAAAAUGGCGUUUCAUACGUUGAUGGGAAGGUUGGUGACGGUCCUGUCGCAAAAUCAGGCAAGCGUGUCGGUAUGAGAUACAUUGGUCGUGUUUUGAAGAACGGUCAACCAAUCAAGAAGGUCUUUGACCAAAAUGUUAGUGGAAAACCAUUCAGCUUCAGAGUUGGUACUGGUGAAGUCAUCGGUGGUUGGGACUCAGGUGUUUUGGGUCUCAAAGGUGGUCAGCCAAUGCGCGUUGGUGGUGAAAGAACCCUCUACAUCCCAGCCAAGCAAGCAUACGGCAACCAAAGCUUACCAGGUAUUGGUAAGAAUGCUGACUUGUACUUCGAGAUUAAGUUAGUAGAAGUAAAGUAAAAACAUCUAGACUAAUUCAAUAAAAUUGGGUACUUAUUUAUAUUUUUAUUAUACAUAUACUUCGUUUUUGCGUUU